Messenger RNA from Achroia grisella, 3894 nucleotides. RefSeq names its product GRIP and coiled-coil domain-containing protein 2 (gene l(2)41Ab). Gene Ontology annotation, biological process: axoneme assembly. Lineage: Eukaryota; Metazoa; Arthropoda; Insecta; Lepidoptera; Pyralidae. The record is from RefSeq and is a predicted model, not a curated record. Gene Ontology annotation, cellular component: cytoplasm. The transcript has 19 exons. Bases 67 to 3066 code for a protein of 999 amino acids.
UAUUGUGUAUUGAUUUAUCUACCUUAAUAUUUUAUUGUUUUAAUUUACUGAGAAUAAAAGAUAGGAAUGUCGGAGUCGGCACGGUCAGACUCUUCGAGGCAAUGCAUUUGUAUAGAUGAUAGCUCGUCAUCUUCGUCUCCUGUGAAUACAGAAUGCGUGUGUCCAAGAGAUGAACACGACAUAGUCUUGCAUGAGGAGACGUGUUUGUUGUACAAGAAUGAAAUAAUAUGUUUUCCUCAUGAACCGGAUUCUUGUGAAUGCGAGUCACCACCAUUUGAAAGUGGCAUAUGCGAGUGCUGCGCAUGCCCCGUCGACCAGUGUCAUUGCAAGAAGUCCGGCAGAGAAGCCCUGGAUCAAUGGCGCAGCAAUUGCAAUAUGGGCUCCAUGCCCGCGGUACUCGAGUCCACGCACCCGCUCAUGCACAAGUUCCAGGAUACCUUGAAACGAUUCCUGGAGAAGGAGAACGCUAUUGCUGAAGAGGAAAUUCUUAAUUUGCGUGAGGAGCUGAAGCUGAGCAAACAAGCGUACGAGAAAGAUUUGGAAUCAAUAUAUCGCAGUGACCACGACACUAAUGCACAGAGGGCUCUGAUAGAGGAAUAUGAAGCAACACUGGGCCAGAAGACUAAGGAACGCCAAGAUGCGGAGCAGCGAGCGCGCGAGUCCAAUGAGAGGUACAAGAGAGCCACAGAGAAGUUGGAGCAGGACGUUAUUUCUGAAAGAGAAGCAACAGAAGAAUUAGAGGCACUGACUACUCUGUGCCGCCAAUUGGAGGAAUGGCGCGAGGAGACGGAGUCAGAUCUUACGGUCAGCCAGCGCAUGUCGAAUAAGAUGAGGGCGGAGAAGAAGACUUUGGCUGACGAGAAACGACAAUUGGACAUGAUUAUUUUCGGUCUUAGCAAUGAGGUGUGGAAACUUGAGUCGAAAUUGGAACUAUAUCAGAAACAGCUCGAGAUAAAGAAUAAUGAAAUGGAGAAAGUUAAUGAUAAGGUGACUGCAUAUGCAGCCGAGUUGGAGGACUUGGAGUUAGACAAACGUAGGCUAGUUAGCCUCUGGAACUCCGUGUUAGUUAACAUACAGCAACGGGAUAAGGUAUACGACUCUGUGAGAGACGAUUACAGAGCUUUACAAGAAAAUUACCGCACGUUGAUGAACAACCUGGAGGUAACGAAGAAAGUAAUGAUGGAGGAGAUGAACAAGAGCAAAGAGAUAGCGAUGAACAAGGAGAAGCUCACGUACGAAUUCGAACACGCCACCAAGUUGUUUGACAACGAGGAUGUAAAGAGAGUUAAUUUCGAAACACAAAUCGCUGAAUUGCAGGAGGCCAUCGAAAUGACUGAAAGAGAUCAGGAAAUGAUAAAAUCUGAGAAUCAGACCAUGCGAAACAUACUGAAGAGUACAGAGAAAGAGUACGAUCGUAAAAUGGAACACAAACUGAAGUUGGAGAAUGAGAUACUGGCGAACCUGCAGGAGUGUUUGCUAAACGAUAAAGCGGUCGAAUCGAUGGCGAAUGGAAUUAAGAAGAUGCGAGAGAUGUCCAGGAAACAAGAAAUAGCAUUAACGAACAUGGAGAACCAGCAUGCUGGCGUGAUGCUGGACAUCGAGGUGUACCGGAAUCGCCAAGCGCGUAACAACAAAGUAUUAGAAGAGAACUUGAAGCAAGUGAAAGCUAGAGAGAAAGAAAUCGAUCACCUCGAGGAAGAGUAUGACCAGAAAGCCCUCAACUUAACCAGAAAGCAGAGAGAAUUGGAUAUUAUUAUGAAGAAGUAUCAAGCACUGAAAGAGAUAUUCGAUUUAAAGUCGCCGCAAGAACGUCGUAUUGAAGAGCUGGAACAACAGAUAAAAGCGCUCAGGGAGCGAACGGAGAGCAUGCAACACGAGUGGCUCCGGCUGCAGGGCCACGUGGUCAAGUUGACCUCGCAACACCACAAGAUUGUCUGCGACAUCAAUCUCAUAAACAAACAGAUUCAAAUCUGUGAGCAGAAGACGAUGCGUAUACAAGCCGAAUGCGAUAAAGUGGUGCAAGAGCGUGGAUGGGUUGAAAGGUCACUUCGCGAGCUGCGCGGGCGGUUGGAAGUGGUGGAACGCGCGCGUAAGAAUGCUGGCGACCGCAAUCGCGGCGCGCAGCGCGGUAACCAGGCGCUUACGCUUGAAUACGCAGCCAAUCUCAAGGAUGCGGAAUCGGAAAUAAUUCAACUGGAAGAAGAUAUAGAAACAAUGGACAAAGAGAAGAUUAAUCUUACUCAAGACUUGGAUCGUGUUCAGAGAGAGGCCCUGAUUUGGCAGAGAAAGGGUGUUUUAGCAGUGGAUCUCAAAAGGAACAUCCAGAAUGCAAAAUCUGCAGCUGGUGAAAUUGGUCAAAUGAAAAACGAAAUACACAGGAUGGAGGUUCGUCGUGAACAUCUUCGACGAACUGGAGAAAAGUUGGCCGAAGACUUGGCCUUGUACGUGACUCGUAGAGAAACAGCUAUAGAGAAGACGAGAGCGGCAGCCGCGGUGGAGAAAGCCCACGGCACGGCUGGGCCUACCUCGCAGUCUACGUACCGACACAAGUUGAGGCUGGCACGGGCCGAUGUUGCCAGGGUUACCAAGGAUUUAACGGAAGCCAAAGCGCUUAUGGCUCAGUUGCAACAAGAGCAGGAGAGGCUGGAGCGGGAAAUGUCAGACACUAGCGCCACCAACGCACAACUAGAAGAGCAUGUUGCUACUUUGUUGCGCGAGUGCCGCGACACUGAGAGACACAAGCAGUGGCUACUAGAACGCGUGGUACGCAGUCAAAGACUAGGAAACGAGCUGGCCACUGCAGUAAGGCGCCAGUCCAUCCGCGUGAAGAAACCCAAAGCCAGUGUACUAGCGGAGUAUUCUCAGGCUGUAGCUCUAAACGAGCGCAUCAGAUAUAUAGUGGAGACUCUCACUAAAGAGUACCCUUACAUGACUGAUAAGCUGGAGACCAUAUCUAACACGUUGAACAUACGGACUCCAAGCGAUUCCCCCAGGUUGAUAGAAGAAGGCGGAGCUUGUGAUGAUGAAGAAUCGGAAUAUGUAGCUGAGAAGCCGCUAUGUCCAUAGAUUGUCUUGUGGAGAUAAUGAAGUCAAGAGUUUUAAUGUACUUUUGACUAGUGUGCUUGAGUGAUGUUUGCUAAUAACGUAUUUAAAAAAAAUACAAGAUAAUAAUAACCUGAGACAAUUCACACAGUGCUAUCUAGGUCCAAGUUAAGCUGAACUUGUGUUAUGGAUAGUAGACAACUGAUAGCAAUACGUAGAUAUUCUUUGGUGUUUUUAACACAUAGAAAACAUCCAGAGCAAUACAAACAAUGAUACUCAUGUUACCUACAAAUGCUUGUACCGUGCGCGGAAUCGAACACGCGACUAUUAAGGCGAAUAUAAUACUAGUAAGGCGGUGUGCUGAACCGCUAGACUACCGAAGUCGUCCUAUAGGUAAUAACUUAAUUAUAAUCAAAAUUAAUAUUAAUUGGUUAACUCUUGUACGCGUCUUGUCCUGUAAUUUCACUACCUUAUCUCACCCUUUAACCGACACAUAUCUUUCAAUGCAAGACAGCUGAUAUACAUGAAUUGAGGUUUUUAUAGUCUACCUAGUCUAUAGAUGAAAAACUACAUCCUCCGGAAAGCUAACGGAUGAUCGUAUCACGAGCGUCACAUGAUAACGUGAUAUCGUAAUGUUUAUAAAACCGACAGAGAAAACAUACCGUCAGAUGGUACCUCUGUUUAGUUGUCGUCCUAGUUACAUAAAAAAUGUUUAGCUUCAGAAAGAAUUUUUGUACCGGUGUGUAUGGGUCCUUAUGUUAUUUAACAUAUGUUUGUAUUUUGCGAGUGUGUGUUAUAUGCGUUUAUUGUGUUUAAUAUUGGUUUACAAUUUAAUUAAUCAUGCAUUGUUUG